AUGCUGUAUAGCAAAAAUGCGAACGAUCUUUCCCUACUGAUGUGGCAGCCGGCACGGUUCGUAUUCCUGAUAGGUCUCAUGGUCUGCUUCAAGUACCUUCUCCCGGCCCUUGUGGCUCUCGCCCUCCCAGCAACAACCCUUGCCUGGGGCUUCCCAUCAUUCGAAUUAUACCGACAACCAGCAGCACUCUCACAGGACCCCCUAGAGGCCCCCGGGUGCGAUGGCUCCGGUAUUGUCGACCCGGACGGCCGCUGCAAUGGAGAUGGCCUCGUAGAUCCGCCUCCCGACCGCAAGAACCGAGAAGGAUUCCGGUUCGAAAACCCUUCCACCGACUGCAAGUAUGUCUCGCAGAUGCACAUCUGGGACUCCUUCAAGGAUCUCGAAAAGGACAUGAACAAGCUCUUCACCCUGAUCCACAAGAAUGUGAGCUUCACCGUGGUCGGACACCACCCCAUCGCCGGCCACUACCCGGAUCUGCUGCAUUUCUAUGUCAAUGCGCUGCGCCGCGUGAGUGUGCUGUUCUUCGACCAUGCAGACAAAUUCGAGAUCCACCCGCAGGCCAUCCAUGGCGGCUGCAAUGAGCGAUGGUCCGUCCAGGAGGUCAAUUUCAAGGGAAUCAUGAAUUCAGGAGACGACUUUGACAUCGUCAAUGUCUGGGUGACUCGAUGGCACGAGGGGCAGAUGGUGGAGAUCCGCACGUACAUCGACUCGGCUCGCAUCAUGGAGGCCCUGCACAAGAACGAGAUCUGGUGGAAUGGAACCACUUUCCGAGAGAACUCUCACUAUAUGCCUGGUCCUGCCGGAAUGCCGGAUUUGAAGAUGUUGGAAGAUCUCCUGGGAUACCCUGAUGGCCGGAAAUAUGAAGAUUGA
Messenger RNA from Aspergillus clavatus NRRL 1, 870 nucleotides. RefSeq names its product nuclear transport factor 2 family protein. Gene Ontology annotation, biological process: response to xenobiotic stimulus. Gene Ontology annotation, molecular function: DNA-binding transcription factor activity. The transcript has 2 exons. Lineage: Eukaryota; Fungi; Ascomycota; Eurotiomycetes; Eurotiales; Aspergillaceae. The record is from RefSeq and is a predicted model, not a curated record. Bases 1 to 870 code for a protein of 289 amino acids.